Molecule: messenger RNA, 8609 nt
Organism: Acanthaster planci (crown-of-thorns starfish)
Lineage: Eukaryota; Metazoa; Echinodermata; Asteroidea; Valvatida; Acanthasteridae
Source: RefSeq, a predicted model, not a curated record
CUUUGGCAUAUAAGUAUAUCCAGAAUUCUAACAUUGCAUGUAUGCUUCCACGGACGACAGACGUGUUGUUCAUUCCACUGUGAUCUUUUUGCAGCUUUUUAGUUUUCUUUUUACCUUCUUUUUUAUCUGAUGCUGUAGUUUUUACGUCGUUGAAGCAGUUUUUUAUCGUGUCUCAUUUGAACCUGGUCUCGGAUGUAUUAAACUUUUUUUGAGCAUUUUUAUUGAGCUUCCUUUCCUGUUCUGUGGUGGGCGACGUUGGAACAUUCAAGAUGGCGGCCGGCAAGGCGGGAAAAUUCGGCGUACAUCUAUGGACAUUUGGGUUACUGAGUGUCUGUGUGCUCCUAGCUACAAGUCUGUACAACACUUAUCAUAACUUCUGUGGUAUCCUUAUCCCAGUAUUGACCAUCCAGCAGCAGUCAUCAGGUGGGACCUCUCCUAAUCAUUCCCCCCCGUUCAAUUACCUUCGUGAUAUGCAAUUUUGUUAUCUGCAAGCAUGACAAGCAGGCAUAUCAUUAUUAGCAUCAUAACCAGGAUGAUGUCUCUGAUAACAGUGAUAUGCGGUGCUUAGCUGAACUUGAAUAGUUUUCAAAUGUUUCUGCUGAAAGUGUUUACGUGGGAAACAAAAUUGUGUUUUGCAACAUCAGCCCUCACGUUCUUAGGCAACCUGAACUUUUGAUCUCGCAACUGCUCCUGCACUUAAUGGAAAGCGUGGCAAAAGAAACACGUUCGUGGGAUGUGACAUUCUUUCCCCAAGUUGCACACUGAUCAGUAUGCACUUUUACCUUUCGGUGAAAAAUAACUCCAGAUCAUCCCUGUGUAAGCUGUCUAUGUUGUUACAAGUAUGUGUGAUGUUAUGCUUGUCUGGUGAUGUUUAUCCUAACCGUGGACCCGGCUGCACGUAUCCAUGUGGUAUCUGCAACAAAGCUGUCAAUUUGGCCAGGAUAUGUUGUGAUCACUGUAACAUAUGGAUGCACCGCGAGUGUAUCCCCAUGAGUGAGGACAUGUAUCGGAUUCUUGCUGAUCACUCCAGUUUAUCAUGGACAUGCCUCUCCUGUGGCAUCCCCAAUUUCAGUUCCAGUUUAUUUUGGCAAUCUAGUUCAUCCAGCUUCUUUGAUAAAAACUUAUUUUCCAUCUUGAGCGACUGUAAUGCAGUUCAUGACAUUAUCUUAAGCCUGUCAAAUACAAGUCUUACUCGGUCUUCAGGAAAAUUCAGCAGGCCUAAAGCCGCUUCCUCCCCACUUCCUAAAUCAGCCAGUAAACUCCCAAAGCAAACAGCUUCCAAAAUUAACACCAACAUGCGUGUUGUGAUCACAAACUGUAAUGUCGUUCUUGGGAAGAAAGAGGCAUUUGCCGAGACGGUAAAGGAUUCCAAUCCCCAUAUCAUCUUAGUGACAAAAUCAUGGCUUAAACCUGGUAUUAAUGAUAAUGAGUGCAUUCCAGAUAACUAUAGAAUCUUCAGGAAAGACAGAGAAGGGAAAAUGGGAGGCAGUGUCGUCAUUGCUGUAAGGAAAGAUUUGAUCCCAACGCACCUUGAGUUUUUGGAUGUAGAGGCAGAGAUGAUAUAUGGGUUUCUAUCCAGAUGGCUAACUCCAAGCCAAUUUACAUCGGCUGUUUUUACUGCCCACCUAACCAAGGAUCUGAUAUUAUCCAAAAACUCUGAAAUUCACUGGGAAAAACUGGACUUGAAGAAGAACCCUACAGUUUCGAUUGGGGGUGAUUUUAAUGUACCAGAUGUCAACUGGGAAGUGCUUUGCUGAAAGUUCAGCUCUGAAUGCAACUACCCAGCUGAAUUAACUACUGAGCUCCUGAAUUUACUUGAUGAUAUUUCUCUUGUUCAACUUGCAGAUGAGCCUAAUCAUAACCAGCAAAGAAGAUCACAUAAUGUGCAGAAUAUCCUCAACUUGUUCUGUAUUUCAAAUCCAUGCUGCUUCCAUCCCCUCAAGACCGAGCCUGGUAUUUCUGAUCAUUUCAAAGUCAUCGCAGAUGCUGAAGCUAGACCUUGUGUCCAGAGUUGUGAGAGAAGGCGGAUUUAUUAUUGGCACAAAGCAGACAGGGAUGGCCUAAAGGAAAGCUUGAACCAGUUUAGAGAAUAAAUGCACCCAAAAAUCAAUCGAUGAAAACUGGCAGAGGGGUCUACGAGAUACAGUUGGUGAACAUGUACCCUCUUCGCUGAAGUCUUCAAGAUUCAAUCUUCAUUGGCUAACCAGAUCACUCAAACGACUGAUACGAAAGAAGAAUAGGGCCUUCUAUGCUGCAAAAUCAUCCAACACCGAUCGACUAUGGAAACGGUACAAAGCACUCAGGAAACAAGUCCAAUGUGACUUACAGAAAGCUGAACAACAGUAUCUCUCAACUAUCUUUGAGUCACUACAGACAAAUGUCAAGAAGUUUUGAUCCUUCAACAAAUGCCGUAGACGGGACACAUGUGGUAUCACCGCACUUUGGAGCCAAGGUUCGUUGGUGAGCGAUGCAUCCAGAAAAGCCGAGGUACUUAGUAAACACUAUGAGUGAGCUUUUAUCUUUACUACGCAAGACACCUCUCUUAUCCAAUCUCUUGGGAAGAGUCCAUUCCCAGAGGUGCCAAAUGUCACAAUUGACAUGGUAUUACAAAGAUUCUAAAAGAACUCAAUGUUAAUAAAGCCCCUGGACCAGAUGGAAUCAGCGUCCAUGUGCUGAAAAUGUGAGCAGAAGAAAUUGCUCCGAUGCUUCAGAUCCUGUUCACACACAAAGCAUAACAACCGGGAAGCUUCCAAGGGACUGGCAAUGUGCCAAUGUAUCUGCAUUAUAUACAUUGUAAAAAGGGUAGCAGGACAGACCCAGCCAACUACAGACAAGUUUCGCUCACAUCAGCGAUCUGCAAGUUAUUGGAACACAUCCUUUACCGUCAUGUUAUGAAUCGUCUUGAGAGAUUUGAUAUCCUGAGUGACCACCAGCACGGUUUCAGGUCGCGCCGGUCCUGUGAAACCCAACUAUUAUCUACCAUUCAUCACAUUUUUAGCGGUGCAGACAAAGUCAAGCAAGUACAUGCCGUCAUUUUAGAUUUCGCAAAGGUAUUUGAUACAGUUCCCCACAGACACUUGCUUCACAAGAUGAAAUUGUACAGUCUGUGUGGCUCACUGCUCUCCUGGGUAUCAGAUUUUCUCACAAAAUGUGACCAAACUGUUGUUCAGGAUAAAUCGUCCAAACCGGUCCAUAUAGCCUCAGGUGUUCCACAGGGCACAGUGCUGGGGCCACUCCUUUUCCUGUGUUACAUAAACCACCUUCCUGAUGGUACCUCUUCCAAGGUUUUCCUGUUUGCAGAUGAUUGCUUAAUCUAUUAGACCACGGGGCAUGGCCGAUUAUCUUGCACUUUCUUGGCCCACCUCGUGGAUCUAUGUACUUUUUCGGAAACCUCUUCAGAAUGAUGAUAGGAAACUCAAAACUAAAAUCCGCAAUUCCGGCGUGUACCAGUUUUUGCAAAAAGCGCCACCAAAAAUUUCAAUUUUUCACGUUGUUGGUGUAGGAAAGCGUGACGUGAAAAAUUACGUCAUCGUUUUUACAUGGCCAAUCAAUGAGACUUUUAGGGCAAGGCAUGGUACGUCAUUAUGGUUCGACCAAUAGCAGAAGCUGUACGUACAGUAAGUUGUUUUAGGUACCGGUACAACAGCAAAAUGGCCGACAUCUUGAGCUCCUCGGAUGACGAUUCGGGUGAAAAACAGUGCAUUAUGCACGUUUCAGAGUCCAGAUUGAGGGUUUUGCCUUUCUCUAAGAAGAGCUGGAUGACGUUCCUCGAGUGUGCCGGCCGGUGGAAAAAUGGGCAAAUUUCGACAGAGGCUAAAAUCGUUGAAAAAGCAGAGAUGAAUCUCGGCUUGUCUGUCACGUCCGGUGCACACGUACAUGACGUUGAAUUAGAAGACAUCGUGCUGUCAAAGGUAGGCCUAAGCCCUAACACUCCCGAUUAUCAACUGUUUAAGCUAGCCUUUAUCUGUUUGUAGGGCAAGUAUAUUUUUUUCGUCAUUUUGAUACAUCCCCGUCAAUAAAUGCACAAGCUUACUAUAGGCAGGAGUUAUUUGAGUCCGUUCCUGACUUUAAAAUAAAUUCACGUGUUUAUCACUAACAAUAGUAACACUGACUAAAGUCACGAAAGUGUCAUUGACCACCAUGAGCAUGACCACUCUGGCUGCAACUUGUAUUCUUAUGCAGGGUAGGCUACAGUACAACCACAAUGUACAUUAUACAUUUUGCACGGUUCCAAGUGAAUGCCUUUUAACUAUUGGAAAAAGCUCCAUAUAGGCCAAAAAAGUUAAUUCAUUUUCCUCUUUAUUAAUCAAUCAGUCCAUAGAAAUCAAUUACAGGUCAGAAAAGUCAAUUUUAGCGCUGAGAGAGUACAAGCAUUUUCAAUGAAAGCAGGAUUUUUCAGACCAGUCUCAUGCGGUUUGUAAAACAGGAUGUCAAGUGAACUUCGUAUAUGGAACUCUUUCUUAAAAUUUUUUUACCUUGAUAAUGAUAGGCCUUGGUUGUAGUAGUCCGUCCUUUCUAGGCCUAAUAUUGUAAUAACAUUUAAUGCUACCAAAUCUUUUUUAAACACAGGGAUUUGGCUGAUACUCGCUUACUUCUUCACUGUUUGUACAUCUCAAGGAUCUCAUCCAGUAACGUUACACAUCACAUCAUCAUCAAAAGCCCCGACACCGAUGUUUUUAUUAUGGCACUCCACUUCAGCAGAUCCAUGAAAUCACCGUUGCUGUUUCAUACAAGCAGGGAAAAAUUUACGCACCAUAAACAUCUCUCAAGUGAGCGAGGGUCUUGGAGCAGACAGAAAAGAAAUGCUAAUUGGGCUGCAUUGUUUGACUGGAUGCGACUCCACCAGUGGGUUUCAUGGGAAAGGCAAAGCAACACCUGCGAAAAUGGAAGCCAUCAAGUACCCAGUCUUGAGAAGAAUUGGUGACGACUAUACAGUGACGACGGAGAUAAUUGCAGGAGUUGAGGGGUUCGUCUGUCAUCUAUACAAACAGUUGGAUUGUUCUGAUGUGAACAUCGCAAGGUAUGUGUUGAUCUGCAUUACAAGGGAACCGUGAUGGAGUUAUCAAUGCCUCCAAACAAGGAUGCCUUGUGCCUUCAUGUCAAGAGGGCAAACUACCAAGCAGCCAUAUACAAGAGAGCCCUGGAUCCGCAUCCUGUGGUACCGUCGCCACACGAACAUGGAUGGAAGAUCAACGGCAAUGACAUUUCAUGGAUGGAUCUUCCACCUGCUCCUAACAGUGUUAUGGAAUUUGCCCAUUGUUCGUGCAAAAAAGUCAGUGUGCCAAAGGAAAAUGUAGCUGUCUUGAAAAAACUUGCCAUGUACCGACUUGUGCAAAUGCAGCAACUGUGAGAACGUGCAAAGUGACGAGCAGUGUACUCUGCCAGAAAGUGAUGAUUCCGUUGUUGACGAGUACCCUUAACCCCUUACAGCCUUCUACCUAAAUCCUGCAAUUGUUGGCCUGAAUUAAAUUUUACUUAACAGAGGUGUGCCCUGUGUCUCCGUCCUUCCAAAAUUAUCAGCUAUCUUUGUGUUUAGGCAGUGCAAGUGGCAUUCUAAAGCAGGGUGGCUGCUUCCAAAAUAAAUUGGGGAUGGAAUUAAAUGUAUGCAGGAGCCCCUUACUGCAAACCUGCCUGUAGUUUGGGAAUUUAGACCAAAUGAUUGAAGAAAUCUGUAGUCUUUGCUUGAUCCAGUUUGCGAAUGAGGCAUGUACAUCAUCAUUCAUUGAUAUCAAUGUCAUGAUGACAUGGACAGUUUUUAAGUUUCCAGUUCAAUUUGAUAAUUUGCCAACAGAUGUAUACUUUCAGUUUGGUGUUUGCGAAUCAUGAAGCAUUCCUUUCAUUUAGGUACCAUGAACCUGCAGAGUUUUGGAGGUGUUACAUUUGAGAUAUCAUAAUUACAAAGGAAAAAACACGGAUGCAUUCCUGAUGACUGCUAAAGUUUGUGCAUGUGAUAAACUAUUCCCUUUUAGAUUAACCAAGAAAUAUUAAUGUCAUACUGGUUACACUGAUAGUCAGUGUCAGCAUGUGUAUUUCAGUAUACGGAAAAGCAACUUCUUUCAAUUUGAAAUAUGACUUGUGUUUUUAGUAAUGUGGAAGCAAGUGUUUUCGUCCUUAUUGAAAUAUGGAGUGAAGUUCUGGGUUUAUGAAGUACAAGUACAACCGAAUAAAAGAAUAAAUGAAUUUUUUUGAAAACAUUAUGUAUUAUGCAUGCUCAAAACUUAAUUUAACAAGGAAAUACAUUUUCAAUUUAAAGACUUUGAUGCUUGAAGAGUGAGAAAACUUCAAUGGGAAUGGAAUUUUGAUAAAUAUACCUGAUACUUUGCAAUCGACACUUUAGGACAAGGUUUACUACCUCAGCAGACACUCACAGUCCCUUUUCAGCAAGCAACAGCAAUACCAAAACUUUCUCAAUAGAAAAUGUACCUGGUUUUUCUUAUCCCGACCAUUAGAGGGUGCCCUUUUACAUCAAUAAUUAAAAUACAAAUAUUUAAAUAACUGGUGAACUUGGGAUUGUGGAUUUUGACUUUUUAUGAUUCAUAAGGUCUAAACUAACGAUUGGCAGUGAUUCCACUUAGAUCCGAAAGGUGCGCCAAGGAAGGUGAUUUCUGAGCGCAUUUUGCUGCCAUGCCCCGUGGUCUAAUAUCGUCCUAUUGAAGAUAGAAACGACUGCCUUGCCCUCCAGAAAGACCUCCACAAGCUUGAAAAAUGGAAAAGAACCUGGCAGAUAAACUUCAAACCAGAGAAAUGUAGCAUCAUCCGGUUCACAAGAAAACGGUCUUCGACUCAUUACAGUUAUUCACUGUCUGGUAAUAAGCUAUCAGGAACAAACCAUCAUAAAUACCUUGGUGUUAUCCUUUCAUUUGACAUGAAAUGGAAUCAGCAUAUAGAUAUAGUCACAGCGAAAGCCAAUAGUGUCAUCGGGUUCCUUCAUAGAAACCCGAGUAAUGCCCCAGAUCAUGUAAAAGCCCAGGCUUUUAAGAGGGUGGUUCGACCCCACCUUGAGUAUUGUAGCUCUGUAUGGGCUCCGCAUACAAAGAUUGAGGCUGUCCAGCGCAGGGCGGUGCGUAGUAUCAUCCAAGAUUAUAGUAGGACCAGCUCUGUUACAGCAAUGCUAGAAAAGCUCAAACUUCCCCUCCUUCAGCAGAGAAGAGGGUACAGCAGCUUAGUCAUGCUACACAAAGUCAUUCAUCACAGUGUUGAUCUGGACAUAAGAGAUCUCCUUGACUUGCAAGAACCUCCAUCAUCUCGCACACGAAUGAACACUAGGAGCUGCAAGACAAAUCAACUUGUCAUCCCACAGUCUGUGUCACAAUCCCAUCUUCAUUCAUUCUUUCCUAAGAUGGCAAGAGAUUGGAAUAAGCUGCCAACACUUCUAUUGAGAAGUUAUCUAGCUUCAAAACAGCACUGCAAAACCAUCUACGGCUGGAGUGAACAACCCCCGAGUUCUGUUCUGAGUGAUGCUCAUUUAGAGCUUGUCAGACUAUUCAUCCAGAUCCAGACUAUAUUUACACAUAUAGUCCUGUACUGACAGGUGCAUGAGAUGCCUGGCCUUGUAAUUNGGGAAGGCUUGGGUGCAUCAUUAAUUACUUCAGAUGAGAAGGUAAAAUCCCAGUCUUUCUUGCUAGAAUGUCAAACUUUGGGAUACACAUGUACAUGUAAUUAAGUAUUUCAAGAUAUCUAAUAUUGCAUGUACACGAUAGUCUCAUACUGACAUGUGCAGCUAAUAUGCAAUGCCCUUGGCUGGUUCCCUGUCCAGUCACACACUGCUUGCUACAAAUAGUUGGUAGCGCAGCUCGCACUCUGUGGCGUGACACAAAAGUGGCAAAACAGCCGUCAGCGGGGCAAUAUUUAUCUGGAGUGGGAAAAUGGCAACAAAAAUGCAUAAUUUUCUUCAAACGAGGAAAAGGCAAGUUUUCUGCAAUCAGCAUCCUCGGGAUAGUUCACCCCCUAAGUAGUGAACAUACAUGUACCGGUGCAAUUUCAGCUCAUAAAAUCAACCAGAUGUUUAGGUAUGCCCCUGGAUUUCCUAGACAAGGCUUUUCAAAAGUAAUCCCUAUGAAUCAGGACAGGGCCCAGAAUAUGACAGAGGAGUAUACGUCAGGCCCUGUUUACGGGUCUACCUUCCAGGUGGCCUUCCUGUACAUUUGUACAUCCAUGAUCAUAUAGGCCUGCAUCAUACAUGACAAAAAUGUCGAGUUUACACACUUGCUACUGUCACUGUAUACUGUACUGAAUUCCAAAGCCUUUGCAAUUACAUCAAUCACGUACUGUAUGUACAUGUAGGACUAUUGACCUGAUUGCCAGUUCUGUUUUGUUUUUUUUUUGAAGUGCGAAAUGAACGCUUUGAAAAUGUACCCACAGUGAAGACAGUAACUAUUAACGUUACGCCUGCUUUUCUGAAAAUAAGUAUGAUGUAUGUAUAUUUAGAGUAAUACUAGAAUUCAUCAAUCUUGAAGAACUUCUUAUGUGGGAUGUGGGAUUUUCAGAGAUUUGUUCAAGUGUGCCACAAAGAGGGAACAGUCAGCUGAAUUCGUGCCAAUUUCUGGAUGCUGUCCAGUUUGAAUUUCAAGUUUUUAAAUCUCAUGACACCAAAAUUGUUCACAGAGGGG